Messenger RNA from Mercurialis annua (annual mercury), 742 nucleotides. Its product is annotated as DNA (cytosine-5)-methyltransferase CMT2-like. The record is from RefSeq and is a predicted model, not a curated record. The coding region runs from base 1 to 705 and encodes 234 amino acids. The transcript has 7 exons. Gene Ontology annotation, cellular component: nucleus. Gene Ontology annotation, molecular function: methyltransferase activity. NCBI's taxonomy places the organism in Eukaryota, Viridiplantae, Streptophyta, Magnoliopsida, Malpighiales, Euphorbiaceae.
AUGAAAAGCCUCCAGAAAGUGACUUUCAAAGGCUUAUACGAUCAAACAGAAUAUGGAUUAUUUUACUAUAUUGGGACAGAAAGAGAUUACCAGGGACUAACCAUUAUUGUUUUUCUAGUUUAUUUUGGCUGUCUGUAUUUGACUACUUCUUCAUCAAGAGGCAGCACAAAAGUGAACAAUCUGCUUUACGAUCAUCGUCCAUACACAUUGACUGAAGAUGAUUGUGCUCGAGGGGCCAAGUUCAGGGACCUCCCUGGCGUAGUUGUAGGACAUGAUAAUGUUGUCCGGCGGGAUCCAACAAAGAAGAAAGAACUGUUACCAUCCACUGGUAGUGACAAAGCCGCACUGUCUUUUAUAAAUGAACGUCAACUAAAAAUCAAAAUGACAAGGAGAUUGAUUCUACCUGUUUUUCUUUCUUGGCCCAAGGCGAUGUUACACCCGGAGCAGGACAGAGUCCUCACCAUACGAGAAUGUGCAAGGCUUCAAGGUUUUCCCGAUUACUACAGGUUCUGUGGGACGGUUAAAGAAAGGUAUCGUCAAGUUGGGAAUGCGGCCGCUGUUCCCGUAGGUCGAGGUUUAGGAUAUGCAGUAGGGAUGGCAUUCCAAAAGCUCUAUGGGGAUGGACCACUGAUGACCCUCCCCCCUAAGUUCUCACAUUCAACUAAUCUCCAAUUAGCUACGUCCUUGUUUCAGAAGUCCGAUUAGAAUUGUUUCAUUCAGCCUACCAUUCAUCUCAUUAUUU